Tripterygium wilfordii is the source of this 2200-nucleotide messenger RNA. Its product is annotated as 9-cis-epoxycarotenoid dioxygenase NCED1, chloroplastic-like. The record is from RefSeq and is a predicted model, not a curated record. Gene Ontology annotation, cellular component: chloroplast stroma. Lineage: Eukaryota; Viridiplantae; Streptophyta; Magnoliopsida; Celastrales; Celastraceae. The coding region runs from base 88 to 1878 and encodes 596 amino acids. The transcript has a single exon. Gene Ontology annotation, molecular function: carotenoid dioxygenase activity. Gene Ontology annotation, biological process: carotene catabolic process.
GCCAAACUCAAAGUACACAUCAACAUUACUCUUCAUAGACAAUCAACCCUCUCAAUACUCUUUCUACUUUGCCAAAAUAGCGGAACCAUGGCUUCUCCAACAUCAGCAACUACUACUACUUGGAUUCAACCUAAAUUUUCAUCUUCUUCUUCUUCCUCUUCACGCCAUUCUUCUUCUUCAUUGGUGGGCUUCGGCUCCAGGCCCAUAGGAAAGCCCAACAAAGUCACUUGUUCUCUACAAACACCUUCAAUUCUGCAUUUACCCAAACAAUCCCCCGCCUAUACGCCAUCAACACCCGCUAUUUCUGUUCCUUCCACUGAUAAAGUUCAACCAUGGAACUUGUUGCAGAGACUGGCAGCUAUGGCUUUCGAUGCUGUUGAACAAACUUUGAUUUCUAAAGAACAACAACACCCACUCCCCAAAACUGCUGAUCCUUGCAUUCAAAUUUCCGGCAAUUUUUCUCCGGUGCCUGAACAACCCGUCCGACACAAUCUCCCGAUGAUCGGGGAAAUCCCAGAAUGUAUUCGAGGUGUGUAUGUACGGAACGGUGCGAACCCACUUCACGAGCCGAUCGCCGGUCACCACUUCUUUGACGGGGAUGGAAUGAUCCACUCUGUCAGGUUCGAAAACGGGUCUGCGAGCUAUGCCUGCUGGUUCACCGAAACGAACCGUCUGGUUCAGGAGCGUGAAUUGGGUCGUCCAAUAUUCCCAAAAGCCAUUGGGGAACUCCAUGGACACUCUGGGAUAGCGAGACUUGUGCUGUUCUAUGCUCGAGGACUAUUCGGGUUAGUCGACCCGACCCACGGACUUGGUGUCGCCAACGCCGGACUCGUCUACUUCAACAAUCGACUACUAGCGAUGUCUGAGGAUGAUUUGCCUUACCAUGUUCGUGUCCUUCCCUCCGGCGACCUGAAGACCGUCGGUCGAUAUGAUUUUGAUGGGCAGCUUAAAUCCACCAUGAUUGCCCACCCGAAAGUCGACCCGGUAUCCGGCGAGCUAUUCGCUUUGAGCUACGAUGUUGUCCAGAAGCCGUACUUGAAAUAUUUCAAAUUCUCCCCUAAUGGAACUAAAUCUCCUGAUGUGGAAAUCCCAGUUGAUCAACCAACGAUGAUGCACGAUUUCGCGAUCACAGAGAAUUUCAUUGUCAUCCCCGAUCAGCAGGUGGUGUUCCAAUUACCCGAAAUGAUUCGGGGAGGCUCUCCUGUAGUGUAUGACAAGAACAAGAUUGCAAGGUUUGGUGUUCUGGACAAGAAUGCAAGUGAUGGUUCUAAGAUUAAAUGGGUCGAAGUUCCUGAGUGUUUCUGUUUCCAUCUCUGGAAUGCGUGGGAGGAGCCAGAGAGUGAUGAGAUUGUUGUGGUUGGGUCAUGUAUGACUCCUCCAGACUCCAUUUUCAACGAAAGUGACGAAAGCUUAGAGAGUGUUUUAUCCGAGAUUCGGCUAAACCUCAAGACAGGAAAGUCCACGCGACGCCCGAUCAUUCCAGGUCCUGAACAAGUCAAUCUGGAGGCUGGAAUGGUGAACCGGAACCUGCUCGGUAGAAAGACCCAGUUCGCCUACUUGGCCCUCGCAGAGCCGUGGCCUAAAGUUUCUGGUUUUGCGAAAGUGGACCUUGCUACAGGUGAAGCUACCAAGUAUAUCUAUGGAGAAGAGAUGUUCGGAGGAGAACCUUUGUUUCUUCCUAGAACUGCCAAUUCGGAAAGGGAGGACGAUGGGUACAUUUUGGCUUUCGUCCAUGACGAGAAAGAGUGGAAAUCGGAGCUGCAAAUCGUGAAUGCCAUGACAUUGGAGUUGGAAGCUACUAUCAAGCUUCCAUCUAGAGUUCCAUAUGGUUUUCAUGGUACCUUCAUUGGUGCAAAUGAAUUGGAGCCGCAGAAGUAAAUAGUUGUCCAGAUAAAAGAAUGGACUAUUAGCAUUACAAUAUGAACCAGAGGAAGUAUUGCCAGAGGGAUGCUUUUGCAUAUACAGGUCCCCGGAAUCUCAUCUGUUUUACAGCAGCAGCAGCAAAUCCUUUUCGAAACUUUUUUUUAUUAUUGUAUGUAUACUUUGGUUUGUUAUUUGGAAGUGAGUGGUUUUGAGAGGCCCAGCUUGUAGCUUUGUGGGUGUCGGUAAAAAUGAAGCUCAGCUGGUCUCUGCUUACUCAAAAAUUAUGUUCAUACUUUCCAAGAGAAUAUGUGAUGUCUAUGCCUCUGUUCUCUCUUUA